CGCCACCCAACCCUGCCCCCACCCUCACUGUGUCCCCCUCCCAGGAAGAUAGCAGACGUAGGAGCGGUGCCCUGCUCUCAGCGCGUCCUGGCGAAGACCAUAAGGCGCUUCUCAUCGGAAACAGACGUGACGCGCAGAGGGCCCGGCGGUCAUUUCGUUUGCAGUACAACGAUUCCACUAAGGACCGAGGAUCACCAUUCGCCUGACCCUCGGUCUUUUCCCUUCGAACUUCAUCCUCGUGAAUCACCGUGUCUCAUAUCCAUAGAAUUUCAAUCUAGGCUUCAUCGUGCAGGAAAGGGUACUUGGUUGAGUGUCGUGUUGGGAGGGUCUCCAUGGGAAUUAGUGUCAUCGGGGCUUAAACUCGAGUUCAAUAGAAAAGACAGAUCCCUAAAAACUGUAAAAUCCUUCGGCUACAACAGAUUCACGAGUGAAUUAAAGGAUAUACAAUUAUUCAAACAAAACUACGCUCGGGAAAAAAGACAAUACAAAUAUUUUCCUGAAAAAAACUAACUUUUGUCGCGACUUACUCUACGUACCUCCGAACAUGUAAAGAACCGACUGAAGUCAUGGUCACUCGUAAACACACAUGAUUCCUUAGUUACGAGCUCUCUGGACGAUAAUACGGACGUGUCCUGAGUUCUCCGAGUGAGAAUGACAGGGUUCCCGAGUACAAAGCGCGGCCUGGCAGUGCGGGCGAGCGAUGAGAGGAAGCGGGUAGGGUGAGCCCGCCUGUUGCAUCGGGAAUGCAACAGAAUCUACAAGUAUAAAAGGCUUCGAAGAAGAUUUUUGUGUAAAAAGUGCCGUAGAAAACAAAAAUACAGAUGGGAAAUAACGGCCAUCAAUGAACAUAUCAAGACGUAAGAAGAAACAAUCAAAUGUAACCUCGUGGAAGUAAAACAGGAAGGUGUCGACACCAUCGAAGCGAUACAAGACAUAGUGCUGUCAUCUUUUUAAGUUGGACGAGGAUGAAGACCCAACCAAGCAAGCGCGUGGCUUUCUCGCCAUUGCCUGCCGAGGACAAGGACGCCGUCGAUCAAAUAGCCGCGGAAAAGGACGCCGACGGCCUUGUAUCGGAAAGACCUGCGAGCGUCUGCAAGUUCACGUGGUGGAAUGAGCUCGUGAUAUGGUUCUCUAUGAUCUUCUACGUAGCCGACCUGUGCCUGGACCUGUGGGUGUGCGUGGCCCAUUUCAAGGCGCGGUUGCCGAAGUCGGGCUGGUUCAUCUUCUUCUGUAUCCUGCUUCCCAACCUCUACGCUGGGUACAAGUCGCUGCAGUGGUACCUCAGAGCGCACGCCAUCACCCCCCUGCGAAAGCCUUUGGUAUGGAUCAUUCGGGUCUUUUUCUUCCCUAUCAGUCCCCUUCUCAGGUACAUAGACGCUCUGAUGUAUGGCUACCACGCCCGCCAAGCGUGGAAGCAAGGCAACCUCUCGAAGGAACGCAAGAACUUCGAAAACUACUUGGUGGAGAGCGCGGAGGUGGCCAUGCUGCGCCUCGUCGUCAUAUUCCUGGAGGACGCGCCCAUCGUCGUCCUCAACCUCACCGAACUCAUCAAGACGCCGCCCAGCAAAUGGACAGACAUCCAGGAGGGCAAGCCUGACCCAGAGUUCGUUCGUCUCGGUUCGGUUGUGGCCAAACUCGCCUGCACCAUGACCCUGGGCGUCGUGCACUACAUGUCAUGCAACAAGCUAGCGUGGCACUUAGCCAACACCCAGCAGCAGGACCGGCAGAUGCAACAGCAAGAGGAGGAAGAGGACGCCGCCGCCGGGAGGAGACCCAAACAGCCUUGGGAAAAGAAAGGAGUGCUGUCAUGGCCAGCGGAGUUCGCCAUCUACUGCUGGCAGCUUCUGUCCAUCGGUUCUCGCGUCGUGGCCUACGCCCUCUUCUCGGUGGUCCACUUCCGCCUGCUGUGGGUUCCCAUCAUGCUGCGCUGGAUGAUCCACUCUGUGUGGAUCUUUUUCGACGUGCGGGAGAUGUCCAUCGUGAACUCGAUCGCUUUCGGGGGCGUCUACCUCUUCUCUUUCGUCACCACGUCGCCCGGGCGUCAGAUCCUGCGAAUUCUCCUCUACUACGUCAUCACCUUCGGCGAAAACAUAAUCAUUGGAAUCCUGUGGAGUUACGGCGCGCCGGACAACUACUUCCAAGAGGCCGGUUUGGGCGUGAUGUUCGGGGGAGCGGCGGGCGGCCUGCUGUUCCUCAUGCUGUACUACGGGUGCUUCCACCCCGACAGGGCCUCGACUUGGGGCUGGCAGUGGCUGCGCGAACAAAGGGCGAAGAGACCGCAGCGAUCGGCUGUGGUAUAGAGAGCGCGGGCCUAAGGCGGAGGGAGGGAGGGUGCGCGGGGUCAAGUGUUUUCGAUUUGCAUUUUAUAAUUGGGAUAAGAACUUAAAUAUGUAUUUUUGAUAUGCAAACACGCACACACACACGUGGUGGAUAUAAAUGCUUUCUCCCAGACAUUGUAUAAAAAAACGAUUAAGAUAUAUUUUAAUAUAUGAUCCGUGUAACAUCAUGAAUGAAUGUAUCCUUUAAUUUUCAGUUUUAUGUGUUGGGAUGCGUGCAAAUAUACUAUUAAGUUUGAUCGUGCUGUCAUUAUUUAAGAUUUUUGGUUGUUAUUGUUGUCUGUCUAAUUUCAUUAUACUGAUGUCUGGACAUGGGAUAUUUUUUUCGAAUAUGAAGUGUGGAUUAAAAAGUCUUAAAUAAAUGUGUCUUCCCAUGUGAGAGCUGAAUCAGUGUCGUUCUUCGAUAUAUGGUCUCGUAAAUGUGUAUAUUUUGUACUGCAAAAUAAAUUAUAUUUUGUCACUAGAAGCUGAUAGACUGACAGAUAUAUCAUGUAAAUUACUAUCACUUCUAUUGAAAAAAGGAGAAAUAUGAGAGUUAAUCCAUAUUAUUGUAGUCACAUGUAGUAUAUAUAGUAGUUAUACAUUUGUAUCUGCUUUCCCGAUUGCGUUCACGAGGAGCAGUAUGUUUGCUAGUCAUGUCGAAGGAGAGAGUAUCCAGCUAGUCUCAUGAACAGAGAACCUUUUCGGAGUUCAGUGUUGUGAAAGAAAUGUGUGAUCCAAGACAUAAAAGACUGAAUAGAAAAAUGUUUGCAUGAAAUUGGACAUUGAAGACUGAGAUAUGAAACAAAAUAUAAAAUUGGACGUUGAAGAAUGAGAUCAGAUGUAAAAUAUUGAUAAAUUUGUCAUAGCAUCGGGGUGUGAAGUACUGUUCCCUUGCCCAUCUCUAAUGGUACCGUGUGUGAUAGUGUUUUUUCUCAAUUGUGGGUGUUCACAUUCGUUCAUUUUAUCUUUGUCGUAAAGUGAGCACAACUGACUCAUCAUUUCAUCAAAAGAGAACAGUACAGUAACUCAUCCUCCGUACUUACGAAAAAAGUGGAAUGUUUACUUAAAUACUUUUCCAUAACCCGAAGAAGAAAUGGGAAGAAGUACCAUGUGUUUGAAUGAAAAGGAAAAUAGAAAACGGUGUCGAUAUGGAGAAAAUGGUGGUGCUUCAAAAAUUUGGAAUAGACAUACCUCUUUUGUACACGUCAUAAAAGUUAAUUCCUGAUUAAAGUUAAUCCAAAUCCACAGUACUUGCACCGAAGAUAAAAGACACUGCCAGGCGCACGAGUCAGUGCGAUUAUCAGUAAAUCUACUGUUUUACAAGAAAAAGCAGGUAUCUUUGUAAUGGCAAUUAGCAUUCACCCUCUACAAGUUUCAUAUUAUACGUUAAUUUCGAUUAGGAAACGUUUGCUACAGAGAAAAAAAAUAUAUAUAUAUACACAUAAACGCUGGUAUUAUAGCAUGCCCAUAUAUGUCUGUAUCAGUACCAAUAAAAUUAUAUAAAUGGCUUCAGAUAGCCUAUAAAUAUUAUAGGCAACCGAAAUGAAAGUGUCAAACAAACAUGAUUGAUUGAUUAUUUCAUGAUUAUUUCAAAUUAUCUACCGCUUCAGCAGCUAAGGUAAUUAGAGGCGAAUACCUUGUUAGAUAAAAAUAUAAAAAUAUUUAAAACUAUAAUAUUCACGGGAGUUUAUUUCGAGAGCUCUUUCUCGUGUGAGAUCUCGAGGCACUGGUAGUGUAGUUUUUUAAGGGUGUUGCUAGCCUUGAUAAAUGUCCACGGGGUUUUGUAGUCACUGUAGUAUAAAGAAUCAGGAAGUUUGUACUGUGAAUUUCCAACCUAAUCCUUAUGUUAUUUAAAGCUUUCUCUUUUAUUCGAUAAAUACAUUGCUUAAGUUUUUCAUACCUGGAAAUAACAUUGCCUUUUCUGUUUGUAAACUCUGGAAUUCACUGUGGGAUUUUCCUUUCGUGUUUCUUUUCAGUGAUGAGAGUUAUAUCGCAGUUUGAAUAACACACAGAUUAUAAAAAUAUAUAUUGAUGAAUUUUCACAUACAUCUAUGACAUGAACAUUUGUUUUGUUAUUGCUUAUUAUAAAUAUUAAUGGCAACUCAACUCCAUCUUUUCUGUGGAGUUCUGCGCAAGUGCAGGAUUGAGAUUUGAGCUCAAAAGUAAAGCCUGGUCCGGAGGUGAAUUAAGUUUAAUCCUCGACGCUGCCAUUGCGCAUGAUCAUUAGAGAUCUGGCUUAAACUUUCAUACUGGAUUAACUUUUAUGGCGCGUACAGAAGACGCCAUUCUUGGUGAUUAAGUGAGCAUCGGUGCUUCCACGCAGAUCAACUUCCCGAGAUCUGUUUGCUAUGGAGGCAGGGAAGGGAAUUAUGUGUUAAUUAUAACUGUUGAGAAUUGUGUCCUACCAAUUAUGUGCUAAUUAUAACUGAAGAAUUGUGUCCUACCAAAGGUGUUAAAUAUAUUAAGAUUUUGUA
Molecule: messenger RNA, 4792 nt
Organism: Penaeus monodon (black tiger shrimp)
Lineage: Eukaryota; Metazoa; Arthropoda; Malacostraca; Decapoda; Penaeidae
Product: XK-related protein 4-like
Biological process (GO): engulfment of apoptotic cell; apoptotic process involved in development; phosphatidylserine exposure on apoptotic cell surface
Cellular component (GO): plasma membrane
Source: RefSeq, a predicted model, not a curated record